GAGGUUGGGCAUUUGGGAGCUCCGCUCUGUUCAUUUCGUUACUCUCUUCCGUUCUUCAGAUCUCGGUUAAGAGGAGAGGGGAAAGGCGACAGAUCGAUUCAGGGGAAGAUGCUGCCGACCGUGUCGAAGGGACGCGCACCCUCCGGCGCGCGGCCUGCUCCGGUGCUGGCCCAGUACCUCCGCCGCAUCGUCAAGUGGCAACAAAUGGAUAUAGAGUAUUCAUUCUGGCAAAUGCUCCAUCUCUGCACCUCCCCUAAAGUUGUCUAUCAGCACACAAAGUAUCAUAAACAAACAAAGAACCAAUGGGCCAGGGAUGAUCCUGCUUUUGCUGUAAUCUUCUGUAUUUUCUUGAUACUUGCUACUUCAGCGUACUGUGCUGCGUAUGGUGAGAAUUUGGUUAAUUCUGUCUUCACCGUUAUUUCAGUUCCUUUCUUCCAUUUCUUGUUAGCAGGAACUAUUUUGGCAACAUCUUGUUGGUUUCUGACUAAUACAUACAUGCGUGAGGAGGCUACAAGCAGUCAUGUAGUGGAGCAACGAGUUGAAUGGCUUUAUGCUUUUGAUGUUCACUGCAACUCUUUCUUUCCAGCAUUCAUCAUGCUCUAUGUGCUUCAAUACUUCAUAUCACCUCUCUUAGUGGUGCAUGGUUUCUUCCCAAUGCUGGUGUCGAACCUACUCUUCAUGGUGUCCAUUUCCUACUAUCACUAUUUGAAUUUCCUUGGCUAUGACGUACUUCCAUUUUUGGACAAAACAACCUUCUUUCUGUAUCCAAUUGGACUUGUGAUCAUCUUGUCCCCACUCAUGAUUCUUAGUGGUUUCAACCCAACAAGAUAUAUCAUGAACUCGUACUUCAGCUAGCAAAUCUACAUUGACGGAGUGAGAUACUUUCUCAAUGAUACCUCACUAAUUUCAAACGAUAAGCAAACUUUGUAUCGAUUUUAAAUGAAUCAGUUUUUGUAAAUGAAAUUUGAACGAUGAGGUGUUGAAGCUUUUGUGCAAGAGUGAGUUGUUAGUCAUGAAGAAGAAUUAGGGAUUAGGGAGUUUAUAUAGAUAUUAUUUAUUUCUUUAGUGAUUCAUUAUGUGCAUUUAGAGUUUAUCUAAUGACAAUUUUAUCUUGGCUGGAAAACUUUCAAGCCUCUGUAAA
Zingiber officinale is the source of this 1141-nucleotide messenger RNA. RefSeq names its product protein unc-50 homolog. The record is from RefSeq and is a predicted model, not a curated record. NCBI's taxonomy places the organism in Eukaryota, Viridiplantae, Streptophyta, Magnoliopsida, Zingiberales, Zingiberaceae. The transcript has 10 exons. Gene Ontology annotation, cellular component: Golgi membrane. Bases 109 to 855 code for a protein of 248 amino acids.